ACGCUGUGGUUCUCUUCACUUCCUGUUAAAUUAUGCUCAACAGAAACAGCUACAUGUGAAACACAGACAAAGCUCCCGGACAUUAUUUCACUAGAGUGAGAAAAUGGAUGACUUCUCAGCCAGCUCAUGAAGAGUUUUCCCCAGCUGAAAGAGAUGGCGUAGAUCAAAGCACUGUAACAGCCAGAGGAGCUGCCAUGGACAUCCUGGCUGGAAUAGAGCUCGCCCCAGUGAAAGACUUUGACCGAAAAGUGGAGGUCAGAGCAGAGAAACGCGAACACCUGCGAGGACGUAACAACGCGACUUCAUGUCGCAGCCCUACGAGAGAGUUAGACACAAGACUGAUCAAAAAUGAACUGAAAAAAAAGAGGCAGCUGGAAUUUCUGAGGAGGAGAUCAGUGAGCCCAGAGCUGUGUGGUCCGUCUUCAAGGAUAAAACCUUCACCGAGGACAUUCUCAGUGACACGUCACAGUUCAAGCAGCAAGUUACAGACAUUUCAUUCAAAUAUCCAAACUACUCCCACCGCUAAUGGACAUCCAAAGAUGAUUUUAACACCAGACAGCGGCGAAAUGGAUGGUCCCAGCAGCAGCACAUGGGCUUCAUUAUGGCCAGAGCAGGUGACACUGAUGAGGCAAGAGAAAGGCCAUUCAAGGAAGCAAGCGUCUACCUCCACAACAGUGACAAUGGAGUCAAAGCAACACAGGACGAAUAGAGAGAAAAGUAUUAAUGCUCAAAAGACAAACAUCAAAACAUUGAUCCGAACAGAAAAUAUUCAGCAGAAAUCCUCCCACCAAACUGAAAAUAUUCUCCAAAAAAAGACACUUCGGGAGGCCGGUGUCCAGACAGAGUCUGGCCUCGUCACCGUCAAAGAAUCAGAUGUCAAGCGGUUAGCUGACUACCUGCAGGAGGCUCUGUGGCGAGAGGAGGCCAUGAAGAAGAAGCUGGCGGCCCUCCAGGAGAGCACGUCAAACCUUCUCAACUCCUCAAACAUAGUGUGGACGGCUCGCUGCAGUGAAGACCUGCUGAGAAACAAGAUCAAGGUUCUAGAGUCGCAGCUGCAAGUCUGCCUUCAGAAGUUUCCAAAAGAUGGAGUGAAGAAACUAGUGGUACAGAUGGAGAAGCAGAAGCUGAUAUAUGAAGAGAAAGCCCUGGUGGCCCUGCAGAAGGCCACACAGGAGAAAACUGAAGCUGUCAGCAAGGCCGAGACACUGCAGGGAUCGCUAAUUACAGCCAAGGCAGAGGCACUGAGGUGGCAGAGCCUGUAUGAAGAGCUGAAGCUGAGCUCUGGACAACUCAGGGAGAACCAGCACCUCAGUAAUGAGCAGCUGCAACAGCUGCACAGCCAAGUGGAGCUAUCCAGAGCCAGAGAGGCCGGGCUGAGGGAGGAAGUGGGGUUGUUACGACAAGAGAAGAAGGACCUACAGUACAACAUUCGCCUGCUAGAAGAAGAUAACCAGGUUUUAAGAGAGGAAAGCGAGCAGCUUAGAGUAGAUGGCGACAAUGAGAGCCAGGACUUCAUGAUGCAGGACUGUCUGACGUCAGAGGAAGCAGAGUCACAGCUGACGCCGAGGAGAGACACUCAGGCGGAGGAGCAGCUCCGUUACACUGAGGAGAAACUCCGGCUCAAGGAGAGAGAGGUAACGUUGGGAUAUCAGAGUUCACUGCGGCACAUCCACAACCUCCAUGUUUUGUUUGAUUCAGCGCUGCCGCACAGUGUGAGGAGCUGCAGACAGAGCUGCAUGCCAUGGAGCAGGAGUGUCAAUCCAGCCAGGCCCGGCUGUCGCAGUGCAGGGACGAACUCCGGCAACUCAGCCACAGACGCAGGAAACCGACUCCAUCUGGCUCCUGGUGGAGGGUGUUUAUGUUCUUCCUUCUCCUCCUCGCUGUGGCGGGGGUUGCCAUGUUGUGGCUGUGGCAUCCUCCUUUCAGGGAGCAAGUUGAAGACCUCUACUCAGACAUAGAGACACGCAUAGAAGACUAUCUCUUGGAAAUGGCAUCUCCUCAACACUCAGGCUGUUUUAGACCAAUAUGAUAAUGUCAUUGCUCGGGAAUGUAAUUAUAAUUAUUUAGUUGUUGUUGUUGUCGCUGUUGUUUUAAAAUAAGACUUGUAUUGGCUGCAUAUGUUUGCAUUUCAUAUUUUAUAAAGUGUGUGGGAUGUGUUGACAUGUGGAGGAUGUGCUCCACAUGUGCACAAAGUUCAAAUACACAUGCAGUGUGAAAAAUGUGUUUUUAAGAAACUGUGAGUCAAUAAUAUCAACAGAAUAGUUAGGAGUAGAAAAAUAUCCUUUGUACUGUAAACAGCAUGUUUAGUCAACAACACCACUUUGAAUAUUAAAAGAUAUAUAUAUAUAUAUAUAUAUAUAUAUAUAUUUAACAUCCAAGUAAUCCUUUCAACUCCUGUGGGAAGGAAUUACAUCAGUACUUUGGGGAACUGGAGAGUUGUAGAUUCACUGUUGCUUUAAAAAGAGAGAGUGAGCACAAUAAAAGAGCUGUUUAGUGUUUUAUAUUAUAAGAAAUAAAAUAUACUUUUACAAA
Seriola aureovittata is the source of this 2532-nucleotide messenger RNA. RefSeq names its product TRAF3-interacting JNK-activating modulator. The transcript is spliced from 14 exons. The coding region runs from base 108 to 1958 and encodes 616 amino acids. Lineage: Eukaryota; Metazoa; Chordata; Actinopteri; Carangiformes; Carangidae. The record is from RefSeq and is a predicted model, not a curated record.